CAAAUUAAAGAAUGUUUUGCAGGUUGCGUUGGUGGACUCCUGAGCAUUUUUUGCAGUGAUGUAAAAUUAAAUUUACGAAUUCCUAAAACUAUUUUAAAUGUUAAAAUAUCUGACGUACUUUGCAAAUAUGAAAAUAGUAUAAAUGAUGAUAUGCUUAGUACUCAGAUCAAAAUUCAUAAUUUAUAUGCUGGAGAGAAGAAAAACUUACCAUUCAAGAAUCAAGAUAACUUUGAAGAAGAAAAUAAUACAAAUUUAGACGAACUUAUUAUAAUUGAAGCUGAUGUUGAUUAUUUUAAUAUUCGCAAAGGAAUUCGAAUAAGUCGUCUUGAAUCACCAGCAACAUUAAAAGUAGUUUAUACUUCAUCCCAAAUUAAUUCAUCAGACAAUCUCGCCAACCCACAGGUAAUUCAACAUAUUUAUCGACACCUUACUACGAGAGUUAUCUCUAAAGCAAUUAAUUUUGCUGAAAAAAGUGAUUAUUAUAGUGCUCAAAUGAUAGCAAAACAACUUUAUAAUUCACAAACUUAUAAUAAUGGUGGAAAUGCUGAUGCGUUGUCUGUUUGUAUG
Messenger RNA from Racocetra persica, 567 nucleotides. Lineage: Eukaryota; Fungi; Glomeromycota; Glomeromycetes; Diversisporales; Gigasporaceae. The record is from the annotation of a GenBank genome assembly.